AUGCAGAUUUAUGCUUUCUUGUUCACGACAUGGCCAUUCUGGUAUCUUGGCGAGGAUGAGGUCCUCGUUUUCCAAAUGAUUGGCUUUGUGGAGAGAUUGCCGGCCGACUGGGAGUCUCAGUGGACAUCAAUGUUAAUAAGGUCGAGCCAUGAUCUGGAGCUAGAUAAAGAUUACGGACCAUCGAAGCUUGAACGGAAGUUUGCUGGGUUGAUGCCUAAUCCGACACUUAAACCUCUACUUCAUGUGAUUCAAGGAUUGAUGCGAUUUUUACCAUCUAGUCGCCUAUCUGCAGAGGAUGCACUUGAUUUGCCUGGCAACGCUUAA
Penicillium maclennaniae is the source of this 324-nucleotide messenger RNA. RefSeq lists its product as uncharacterized. NCBI's taxonomy places the organism in Eukaryota, Fungi, Ascomycota, Eurotiomycetes, Eurotiales, Aspergillaceae. The record is from RefSeq and is a predicted model, not a curated record. The transcript is spliced from 2 exons. Bases 1 to 324 code for a protein of 107 amino acids.